Molecule: messenger RNA, 659 nt
Organism: Neoarius graeffei (lesser salmon catfish)
Lineage: Eukaryota; Metazoa; Chordata; Actinopteri; Siluriformes; Ariidae
Gene: seraf
Product: Schwann cell-specific EGF-like repeat autocrine factor
Exons: 5
Coding region: 1-645 (214 amino acids)
Biological process (GO): anatomical structure development
Cellular component (GO): cell surface; extracellular region
Molecular function (GO): signaling receptor binding
Source: RefSeq, a predicted model, not a curated record
AUGGCCGUGUUUAAUCAGUCAUCCUCACUGCUCUGGACUUACCUCUGUAUGGCCAUGUUGGGUCUUCUGGCUGGUGGGUGUCUGGGAGGAUCUGACUCACCCCGUGGCGUCUCCUUGCCUUUUGUGUUUGAUCUGAAUGCAGUGUGUGAUCCACCAUGCAGACAUGCUGGGAUUUGUAUCCGAAACAGCACCUGCUUGUGCUCACGGGGCUACGAAGGAGAGACCUGCCAGUAUGCUACCUGUGAGCCAAAGUGUAAAAAUGGUGGUGAAUGUCUCCGACCUGGAAAGUGCAGAUGUCCUCCAGGACUUGGUGGAAAAUAUUGUGAAAAAGUGGCAUGUGACGGUGGCUGCUGGAAUGGUGGAGAAUGCAUUGUAGUGAACGGACAGGCCAAGUGCAUUUGUCCCUCCAGCUGGAUUGGAUCCAAAUGUCAAGAAGCAAUUUGUCCUCAGGGUUGCCAGAAUGGAGGCAGCUGUGUGGCUCCAGGAAUCUGCAGCUGUCCAGAGGGAUGGCUGGGGGGAGCCUGUCACAUCGCUGUGUGUAAGAAGCCGUGUCUGAACGGUGGGAAGUGUGUGUCUCCAAACAAAUGUCGCUGUCGCACUCUGUUCUCCGGCCCUCAGUGCGAGGACAGAAAAAAGCUCUUCUGAUCUCAGCACUUACG